Molecule: messenger RNA, 1128 nt
Organism: Jaculus jaculus (lesser Egyptian jerboa)
Lineage: Eukaryota; Metazoa; Chordata; Mammalia; Rodentia; Dipodidae
Product: butyrophilin subfamily 2 member A2-like
Exons: 5
Coding region: 78-1037 (319 amino acids)
Source: RefSeq, a predicted model, not a curated record
CCGGGGCCCCCAGGAUGGGGAAGGAGGCGGCCUCCCCCCCGGGGUGCUGGUGAACUGGCCCGAGGGCGUGCAACGUCAUGGGUCACGGGCCCCCCACGUUUCUCCCUGGGCCCCGAGCAGGAUUGUGGGAGGACUGCAGGCGUGGCCGCCAACCUGAGGAUUCAAAGUCUGCGGGGCAGCUGCUGUUCUGGAAGUCAGAACCGCUGGGCCCUGGCCUGAGGGACCGGUCCCGCAGUCUCUGGGCAGAGAUUUCACUCGAUUUCAGAAUGUCUUUCCUUCUGGUGUGUGUCAACCUGCUUCUGCUUCUUCGUGGAAUCGCGUCUACAGAAGAGGUACGUGCUCACCCAUUCACCGAUGUGAUCCUUUCCUGUGAAUUCUCCUUUAUAGACGGCACAGAAAACCUCGAGUUCUCUUGGGAAAGGGAAGACCUCAUAGAGGAAUACGAUACCACCGAUGAAGACUUCUUCCGUUUUUACAAGUACUACGACUUCUUCCAGGUUUUCACAAAGGUGGUCUACCAGUUUCACAACAACACAGAGCAGCUAGAGGAGCAGAAUGCCUUGUACGAAGGAAGAGUCUCUGUGGAUCAGGAAGAAAUUUCUGACGGGGUCCUAUCCCUGCUCCUGAGAAACGUGGACUUCCUGGACGAAGCUCUGUACAAGUGCUCAGCUGUCUCACCAGACGGGAGAGGAGAGAUUACAGUCAAGCUAACAGUGGAAGAUUCUGAAAUGCCCCAGGUGCAGUUUGCCAAGAUGGAUGAAGAGGAUGUGGUCACGUGCACAUCCAAGGGCUGGUACUUGACGCCCAAUGUGACCUGGCUGGACCGGGGAGAGAGGAACCUGAGCAACCACAGCACCGUGGAGAUCCUGGAGGAGCAGAUGAACGGCCUGCACCGAGUGUUCUCCGUCCUCAAGUACCCGGUCAAGUUACAUGAGAAAUACUUCUGCUACAUAACCGAGACGGAUGAGAACCAUCGGCCCUUCAGAGCCAUCCGGAGGUACCCAAAGAGCAAAUUUCCCCAACAUGACUACUAUUAGGAGAGUUGGAUGACAUCUGCCUAAGGACCUGUCUUGCCUGUAGUCAAUGGAACUCCGGGAUUUCUCAUGUGGGGAUGUACUUUUGUCCUGG